Molecule: messenger RNA, 1339 nt
Organism: Prunus avium (sweet cherry)
Lineage: Eukaryota; Viridiplantae; Streptophyta; Magnoliopsida; Rosales; Rosaceae
Product: inorganic pyrophosphatase 2-like
Molecular function (GO): phosphatase activity
Source: RefSeq, a predicted model, not a curated record
ACGCAGGACACAACAUUGUCCACUAUGUAUAUGCAUGUGUACCCUUCUCCCUUGUCAGGGACUCAGUGCUUGCUAAGCUGUAAGCAAUUUGCUAAAGCAACCCCUAUAAAAACAGAUUAAGGUUUAAGCCUGCUCUUUGUCACUUGAUUUACACGCACUACUACUUCUACUCUCUCUUUGAUACUUUUGAGCUACCAAGUGGUGGUGGUGCCGGAGCAAUGGCAGGGCUGGUCGUCGUUUUCGACUUCGACAAGACGAUCAUUGACUGGGAUAGCGACAACUGGGUUGUGGAGGAGUUGGGUGUCAAAGACUUGUUCACACAGCUCCUCCCUACCAUGCCUUGGAACUCUCUUAUGGAUAGAAUGAUGAGGGAGCUUCAUUCUCGUGGAAAGACAAUUGAGGACAUUGCAGAAUGUUUAAAGAAGAUUCCACUGCAUCCCAACAUUGCCUCUGCAAUCAAAUCAGCCCAUGCUUUUGGGUGUGAUCUGAGGGUGUUAAGUGCUGCAAAUGAAUUUUUCAUAGACACAAUAUUGAAGCAUCAUGGGCUAAUGGAUUGUUUCUCAGAAAUCAACACCAACCCAAGCAUUAUUGAUGAACAGGGCAGGCUUAGAAUCUUACCCUACCAUGAUUUCCACUCAUCUUCUCAUGGCUGUACCAUUUGCCCUCCCAGCAUGUGCAAGGGUCUAAUAAUGGAAAAGAUGCAAGCUUCUGUUGCAGCAGAUGGGAAGAAACAUAAACAGUUCAUCUAUGUUGGGGAUGGAGCUCCUGAUUUUUGUGCAGGUUUGAAGCUUGAAGAAGGAGAUUUUCUGAUGCCGAGGAGGGAUUUUCCUAUCUGGGACUUAAUUUCUGCCAAUCCAUUGUUUACAAAGGCAAAAAUUUACGAAUGGAAUGAGUGUGAUGAGCUUGGGGCUGUCUUGCUCAACACAGUUAAUGCAUUCUUCACUGAAAACAAGUCGAGAUCAACUGAUCAAUUGGUUCCAGUUGACUGUGAGUCUCAAAACAGUUCGACCUGUCUCACUGCCCAUGAAGCCUUUCAAAAUGCUCUCCCAGUUCCACUUCCUCGCCAGUAGUUAAGAUUUAAGAACAACUUCAUGUUGAGGUAGCUUAAUGUUGUAUCAUAAGUCCUUAUAGUUAAUCCAAGUGGCGACGAUGCGUGGACAAAUAAGUUAGAAUUAAGUUAGGUUUAAGGUUUGAUUACCUUCUAUUGUACAGCUGAAAAUUGUUGUAUUAUGUUAUUUUGUCUUCAUGCAAAAGUUACUUUUAAUAGUGAUUCACUUAUCAGAUUGUCGGACGACAUAAAAUAUUAUAUUGUCGGAUUGUGAAUAUAGGCCAUUGAUCA